Molecule: messenger RNA, 1677 nt
Organism: Closterium sp. Naga37s-1
Lineage: Eukaryota; Viridiplantae; Streptophyta; Zygnematophyceae; Desmidiales; Closteriaceae
Source: the annotation of a GenBank genome assembly
AUGCCCUACUUCCUUCCUCUUCCCUGUGUCCUCCUCCGUUUUGUUUUGUUUGGUUUUUUUCCCUGGAAUAGGGACAAGGUUGGCUAUUCUCUCCUCCUCGCCCUCUCACGACCCAGCCUCUUCCAUUUCAAACCCACUUCCUCCCCUCUCUCCCUCCCCCCUCUCCAGCUCCCUCCCCUGGCAGAGCGCGGAGACAGCAGGGGUGUGGUCCGCUGCUCCCUCCCCUGGCAGAGUGCGGAGACAGCAGGAGUGUGGUCUGCCGGGUCUGAGAGCACCAUGAUUCCCGCCCUCUGGUCCUCCUCGCCCUCCCACGACCAUUUCUCCCCUCUCUACCCCCUGCUUGCCCCCAGCUCCCUCCCCUGGCAGAGCGCGGAGACAGCAGGGGUGUGGUCCGCAGGGUCUGAGAGCACCAUGAUUCCCGCCCUCUGGUCCUCCUCGCCCUCCCACGACCCCUUCGACAGCAGCGCUGGCUCCGAGUAUGGGGGGCUGGGAGGGGCGGGGGAGGGAGCAGGAGGCGGGGGCGGGGCUUUGGAAUGGGAGGAGGCGGAGGAGGAGGAGGAGGAGGAGGAGGAGGAGGAGGAGGAGGAGGAGGAGGAGGAGGAGGAGGAGGAGGAGGAGGAGGAGGAGGAGGAGGAGGAGGAGGAGGAGGAGGAGGAGGAGGGGGAGGGGGGGGAGCAGGCCCAGGGGGGAGGCGCGACAGGGGCAGGCGGAGGAGGGGGAGGUGCAGGCGGAGGGGGGAUAGGGGGAGGAGGGGGGAGUGGGGGAUCGACGUAUCUGACAAACGGGAGCAGCAGGGGGAGCACUCCUAGGGGCGAGAUGGAGAGGGAGAGGGAGAGGGUGACGCCGUCAGUGGUGGCGAGACUAAGGGUGGAUAUAGCAGCUCUUGAAGAGGCUCUGGCAACGAUUGAGCAGAUUGCUCAAACCUCUGCCGACAUGCGCUCGUCCCUGGCUCAGGGCCUGGAGCAGAUUCUUUCAUGCAACAAGACCAAAGACCAGAAGAAACCUGCUGCUAGGCCGACGACGUCCUCUCUCUCGCUCUUCUCACCCUCGUCCAAGGCCCACUUUCAAGGGCAAAGAAGGAUCAGUGGGCUUUCUUCCUCCUCCCCCUCUGGUCACUCCAGCCAAAGCAAACAGGGCCAUUUAGCCACGCGCCAUCCAGCAGACAGUGCAGGUGCUUCUGCUCGUACUACUAACCGGGAUUCUAAUGACGCAGGUGCUAUCACCUGCAGUGGCAGCAGCAGCAGCAGCAGCAGUAGUAGCAGCAGCAGCAACUCGGCUUCUGCCCCUGCAUCGAAUGAUUCGGCUAUUGUUGCAGCGGGUACGGUUACUGCUUGUUUGGUUACCGCCACUACCACCACCACAACCACCAUGACCACUACCACUGCCGCUGCUGCCGCGGGCACUGCUGUUACAGAGCUAAUUUUAGACAAGUCUUUUUGGGCCAAGGUAGAGUCUGUAGAGGAGGAAGCGCGGCAGAUGAGGAUAGUGUUUGGAGCAGCGGCACAUUUGCCAAUCAGUUGGAAUGCAGGGGGGUCGGGAGGAGGGCGGAUGGGUGGGGGAAGGCAUGGGAUACCUGCUGAGAGGGCGGGCGAGGUUGUAGCCUCUGUUGGGCUGGAAAUUGCCGAGUUUGCCCUCGUGGUGGUGGGGUUGCUGCGGCCGGUGCAAAAGGGUUUCUAG